CGCGGAGGUGGCUCGCGGAGUGGAGCAGGGCCCCGCGGCCGACGUCUGGGCGCUCGGCUGCACGAUCGUAGAAAUGGCCACCGGCCGCGCGCCGUGGAGCGGCAUGGGCGGCGACGGUCUGGCCGCGCUGCAUCGGAUCGGGUACACGGAGGCCGUCCCGGAGGUGCCUCAAUGGUUGUCCGCGGACGCGAAGGACUUCUUGGCCAGGUGCCUUGUCAGGCAGGCCGGCGACCGGUGCACCGUGUCGCAGCUCCUGGAGCACCCGUUCUUGGCCUCCGCCGGCAUCGUCGACGCGAAGCCGCAAGCCGUGGAGAGCAAAAGCAGAUGGGUGUCGCCGAAGACCACGCUGGACGCGGCAUUCUGGGAGUCGGAGUCAGACACCGAGGAGGCGGAGCACGAGAGCACGGCCGAGAUGAGAAUGAGAGCAUUGGCCCGCCCUGCAUCGGCGCUCCCGGACUGGGACUCGGACGAGGGAUGGAUCGAUGUGCUCUCCGGGCCAUCGGAAGCAGUUCCGGUGCCGGCCGAGGAGACGGCUGAACUGGACGACGCGAUCACACCAUGUGGAGAAGAGUCCGGCGUUCUCGACGCCAUACUCGUGCAGUAUAGCAGCUUCGUCAACGCGGGAGAGGGCUACGAUGAUUCAGUCCAGCAAAGUUGCAGUACGAGGCAUCAGUCUCUGGAGGAUUCAGUUUCUCACGAGUUAUCAUUGAGAACGAUGCCGGAGACCGAGCACCGCUUGCUCGCACGCGCCGCCACGGGCUUCGAGGUCGCCUCCCUCCGCGCACUCCUUGCCGGCACCGACCACCAGGCUGUGACCCUUUGGGUCUGCGCCAACCGGCUUGAAGUGCCAUACGUUGUGGGCGGAGGCCGAGUGCCGCCACAGCGGGCAUCGAGGCUACCUCUUUACGUGCAGUCCUUGACGCCGUGCUCCAGAUGA
This is a messenger RNA of Triticum dicoccoides, 937 nucleotides long. RefSeq lists its product as uncharacterized. Gene Ontology annotation, molecular function: ATP binding; protein kinase activity. Lineage: Eukaryota; Viridiplantae; Streptophyta; Magnoliopsida; Poales; Poaceae. Gene Ontology annotation, biological process: protein phosphorylation; signal transduction. Bases 74 to 937 code for a protein of 287 amino acids. The transcript is spliced from 2 exons. The record is from RefSeq and is a predicted model, not a curated record.